CUAGUAAACAGCUGAGUUGUUGACGAUGUGUGAAACUUAGAAAUAUUAAACAGAUAUAUUGUUAAAUGGCGAUAGAGCAAGUCAAAAUGAGUGCGGUUCCUGUGCCCAAAAAAUCUAGGCUAGAAAUGAACGUUCGCCAACUCCUAAAUAAGUGUGAAUUUAUUGCAAAAGAGGAACCAAUAGAUACAGAUUGCAGGUUGAAACAAUAUGUUAAAUCUCUGGAAAAGAUGUUAAGUGAGCUAAAGAUGGGACCUGAAAAACCUGCCAAAGAUGUAUUAGCUGAGUACAAUAAAAGAGCAGCUUUCUUAAAAGGAUUGAUCCAAACUGCCACAUUAAAUAGUCCAAUUGAAAAGCUUGAAGCAGUACAACAGCUGUCACAUGGUGCCGCAACUAAUACUGUUGAUGGCUCAGCUCAAGAGAUCCAUCAGAAAACUGUUGCUAAAUAUGGAGUUGAAUUAAGAUCUGAAUUAUUUGGACUAGAUGACAGUGAUGAUACAUUGAGAAAACGCAACAUAAUUAAGGCGGCAAAUUUUACCAGCAACAGUACUAGUCAGGAAGAUAUCGAUUCUUUACUAAAAUACCACCAGAAUAUGCAGGAAAAAGUUGCUGAGAACAUGGUUAUGUUGACUAAAAGCUUGAAAGAGCAAUCUCAGAUUGCUAGCACUAUUAUUAAGGGUGAUACAGAGGCAUUAAAAAAAUCAUCAGACUUGACAGAUAAAAAUCUCAUGUCUUUGAAAGUGGAGUCUGGGAGACUGCAAGAACACAGUCGGAGCGCUUGGAAGUGUUGGUUAUGGCUCAUGCUAGCUGUUGUGAUGGCUAUAUUUAUAAAUAUGGUGCUAUUCAUGAAAGUUAUGAAGAAGAGAAAAUACGAAACAUAAUUAAAUAUCAGUGGUAGGUGUUUUUUAUAUAAGUCGACACCUCCAAGGAAUAUUAUACCUACUUGAUUAUCGUAAAUAUACAGAUGUGCGUUUAAAAAAAAUGUUAAUAAUUUCUAAUUUACUAGCAAUUUCAAUAAAUUUAUAGGUGUCAGUAGUUCACAGUAGGAUAACCAUAACAGAUGUUUAAAAAAAGGUAUGGGUAAUUAAGAGCCUUUGGAUAUUGUUUGUUUUAACAAAAGUAGCACAUAGUUAAAUUACAUAUAUAUAUACAUUUUUGUGUGGUUUUCUUUUAAAAAUAGAAAAUAUCUAAAAUUUGCUGGUAAAGUAUUCCUUGGAAGUGCGAAAUUAUUUUAUGUCUAUUAAAUUAUUUAAGUGUCUAUUAUAAAAUUGUACUAAAAAUGUACGUAAUAAAUAAAAUG
Melitaea cinxia (Glanville fritillary) is the source of this 1297-nucleotide messenger RNA. It is a transcript of the gene Use1, whose product is annotated as vesicle transport protein USE1. Gene Ontology annotation, cellular component: endoplasmic reticulum; SNARE complex. The record is from RefSeq and is a predicted model, not a curated record. The transcript has 6 exons. The coding region runs from base 66 to 878 and encodes 270 amino acids. Gene Ontology annotation, molecular function: SNAP receptor activity. NCBI's taxonomy places the organism in Eukaryota, Metazoa, Arthropoda, Insecta, Lepidoptera, Nymphalidae. Gene Ontology annotation, biological process: retrograde vesicle-mediated transport, Golgi to endoplasmic reticulum.